Molecule: messenger RNA, 252 nt
Organism: Chaetomium globosum CBS 148.51
Lineage: Eukaryota; Fungi; Ascomycota; Sordariomycetes; Sordariales; Chaetomiaceae
Exons: 2
Coding region: 1-252 (83 amino acids)
Source: RefSeq, a predicted model, not a curated record
AUGUGGGUUCGGUUGGUGCCUCGACUGGCCUGCCUGCCAGCUGAUGCUACCGUCGGCGUGCCCGGUGCAGGUGGCGUCGCGGACCGGGUCGUACCAGGAGACAUCGCCAGACGCGGGGGGCGCUGCGUGGACGGCAGAGGCGAGCAAGCCAAAGAGAAGGGCGAGAGUGGAAGUCUUCAUUGCGAGAGUGGUCGGUACGCGAUAAAAUGGCUGCUCUCUAAAGCUCAGGAUUCUGGAGCCUUCGUUCGGUAA